UCUUGCUGUCUGUCUGUCUGUCUUUCUGUCCGCCCGCCCCACUCUCCUCUUCAAGGUUUACUGAGACCAUCAAAGCUUAUUAUCUUACCCCUCCCCCCCCCCCCCAACCAACCACCACCCCACCUCCGUCGUCGUCCACGGCGGCCGGAGGCUCUCUCCGGCAAGGAACAACCACAAUCAUGUCAAGUUUAUAUGGUCAAAACUUGAACUACUCACCUGCAAGAGCCCCUUCUUCACCACAUAUCUGGACCAACCCAGAUAUUGAAAGCUCAUACCUUGCAGAGCUUUUGGAAGAGAAGAAGAAGUUGGGUCCUUUUGUUCAAGUUCUUCCCAUUUGCAGUAGAUUGUUAAAUCAAGAGAUAUUACGGGCUUCGGGAAUGAUACCGAAUCAAGGGUUUAAUGACUAUGAUAGACUGCAACGUGGAAGCCCAGGUCCUCUAAAUCCUUUAGAUAUCAUGCCUGAUGUUGCUGCCAAAAGUUUAGGCCGUUGGAACGGAAAUGCUAGUUGGAGUCCUCUUCAACAUGAGCGGUUUGGUGGGCCACAAGGACUGCCACCGAUUGAUCACUGGAACGCAGCACCAGCAAGCCCGAGCUCGUUUAAUACAAAGAGGGUGUUACGUUUGGAUAUACCCGUUGACAGCUUUCCUAAUUUCAACUUUGUUGGGAGGCUUCUAGGUCCACGAGGCAAUUCCUUAAAGCGAGUCGAAGCUUCUACUGGAUGCCGUGUCUUCAUCAGAGGAAGGGGUUCCAUAAAAGACCCUGAUAAGGAGGAAAGCUUAAAGGGGAGACCGGGCUAUGAGCACCUUAACGAACCACUACACAUAUUAAUUGAAGCAGAAAUGUCUGCGAGUAUCAUCGAUGUGCGUUUGAGACAAGCACAAGAAAUCAUUGAAGAGCUCCUCAAACCCGUGGACGAGUCUGAAGAUCUUUACAAGAGACAACAAUUAAGAGAGUUGGCUAUGCUAAACAACAACUUUAGAGAGCAAAGUCCGCAACCUAGAGGCAGUGUGUCACCUUUCAAUUCUAGCGGAAUGAAGCGUGCCAAGACCGGUUUCUGAAGAACUCGAUUAUGCAUCUUCAUCAUCAACAACGUCAACAUCAUCAACGUCAUCUUCAUCAGCAUCAUCGUCAUCGUCAUCGUCAUCAACGACAUCAUCGUCUAUCUGCUCCUAUUAUGAACGUUAACCGAAACAUGAAACAAGGAUUGCUAAUAUCAGUUUGAUGUAGGUUAUUUUUUUUUCUUUUUAAAUAAAAAUAAAGAUAUGGGUUGCUAAGAACAGUUUGAAAGUAGAAACAAUUAUUGGAUUUAUUUGUUAUCAACCUUUAUUUGUGUUUAUUAGUGUGAAGUAUAUUUUAUAGUGCAAGUCAUUAUAUAUUUU
Molecule: messenger RNA, 1379 nt
Organism: Helianthus annuus (common sunflower)
Lineage: Eukaryota; Viridiplantae; Streptophyta; Magnoliopsida; Asterales; Asteraceae
Product: KH domain-containing protein At3g08620
Exons: 7
Coding region: 180-1058 (292 amino acids)
Biological process (GO): regulation of mRNA splicing, via spliceosome
Cellular component (GO): nucleus
Molecular function (GO): mRNA binding
Source: RefSeq, a predicted model, not a curated record